Messenger RNA from Phalaenopsis equestris, 3924 nucleotides. RefSeq lists its product as uncharacterized. The record is from RefSeq and is a predicted model, not a curated record. Gene Ontology annotation, molecular function: ATP binding; nucleic acid binding; protein binding. Bases 66 to 3671 code for a protein of 1201 amino acids. The transcript has 27 exons. NCBI's taxonomy places the organism in Eukaryota, Viridiplantae, Streptophyta, Magnoliopsida, Asparagales, Orchidaceae.
UAUUGCUAACGGCUCUAGGGUUUCGAAUUCCCAAGACGCAUAUGGGCGAAUGCCACGGCUAGGAAAUGGAAAAGGAGAUCGUAGUUCGUACUCUCGAAGGGGAAUCGACACUUGUGCGGAUAUCGCCGGACCGACGGGUUGGCGACUUGAUGCUUUUAUUAAAGGAAUCGUUCCCUCCGGCGAUGACUUCGGCCCGCUUCUAUCUCUUCUUUAAGGGUGACAAAUUGAAUUCGGAUAGUCGCAUAGACAACCACCAAAUCGAAGGGGGUGAAUUCAUGGUUCUCGUCCCAUUUACCAAGAGAAGCCCUCAACUUCCAUCACAACAUAAUUCAAUUGCGCAGGAUUCUUGUCCUUCAAAGUUUAAGGGAAACUCAGUAUCAUCCAUCGCUGACUCCAUAUGGCUCGACAUCAUGGGUGAUAUUUCAUCUUUGAGUGACAUUUCACCAAAUGAUUCGAGUAAUAAUGUUGUCGGUACAUCACAACGAAGGGGAGAGGAGAGUCCAGAGUUUGAAAAACCCGUGAAGCGGAGGAAGUUAUCGGACAAUUUUUAUAGCAUUCAUGAUAUUUUGUGCUCCGACUUCAAAGAUAUAUUGGACCAACGGAAAAGCAUUGAGUUUUGCCAUCUUGUGGAAUCCAUCAACUGUUUAUCAGAUCCUACUACAGAAAUGUGUUUCUUACAAGAAUAUUUUGAUAAAGGGCUUCCUGGGGACGAUCAGUGUGCGUGCCCAUUGUGGCUGAGGAGAGUUCUUAAGACUUUCACUCUAAUAAAUGUUCUUUAUGCCUUCUUCCAUUUACAAAGGAAAUGCUUGACAAUGGGCUUUUUAGAAGGAGCGCUCAAGCAGCCUAACAUUUUUGGGCUUGAUGACUUGUGCUUCUCUUAUGUGGAGAAACUUUCACUUCUUUGUCCAACGGUGGUAGUUGUGUUAAACAAAGAGGAAAAUGCCAUAACUUCGCAAGGAUCAGCUAUUAUCAUUCAAGAUUUUUCCACCGAAUCAAGUAAUCAACCUAAAAUUACGAAAGAACCGAGAGCUGCUAGGAGGUUGUCUAUUUCCAAUGUUAUCAAUGCUUUUGAAAAACGAAUGAUAGCCUUCAGAACGGAUUUGCGGAAGCUCCUCAAAUCCUUCAUGGAAAAUAGACACUCUAAAACUAUCAUGCCUAGUAUGCCUUCUUUGGAAGAUAUUAUAACUUUGAAAGGUUCUGAGCCUGCCCAAAGAUGCAUUAACGUCAGAAAAUCAAAUUAUGGAAAUUCUACGUCAAGGUGUCGUGGUACAGUUCAUCUGAAACCUACUGAGAUGGUUGACCACUUAAGAAAGGGAUUGGGUAUAUUCGGGCAGAUAGUUUACAUCGAAGAGAUUAACGAAAGAUUGGCUGUCUAUGCGGAUGUUCCCAGUAGUCUUGCAGAUGUUUCGAAGGCAGCUCUGACGAGGGUUGGAAUAACCAAAUUAUACAGCCAUCAGCAGGCUGAAGCUUUACGAUCUUCUCUUUCUGGAAAGAAUGUUGUUGUAGCUACAUCAACUUCUAGUGGAAAAUCCCUUUGUUACAAUAUUCCUGUUAUUGAGGCGCUCUCAAAAGAUUUGGAGGCCUGUGCUCUUUAUAUAUUUCCAACGAAGGCGUUAGCACAGGAUCAAAUGAGAGCGUUGUUAGAGAUGACAAGUGGGUUGGACGUUGGCUUCAAUGUCAGUAUCUAUGAUGGGGAUACUGCUCAAAUGGAUCGUACGUGGAUACGUGAUAAUGCUCGAGUGUUGAUUACAAACCCGGACAUGUUGCAUACGUCGAUAUUGCCCUAUCAUGCAAAAUUUCAGCGGAUUUUAUCCAACCUCAGGAUUAUUGUGAUUGAUGAAGCUCACACUUAUAAAGGAGCUUUUGGAUGUCAUACUGCUCUUAUUUUGAGGAGAUUGCGACGAAUCGGUUUGCAUGUUUAUGGCAGCAAUCCUUCAUUCAUUUUCUGUACGGCAACCUCAGCAAACCCUCGUGAGCAUGCCAUGGAGCUUGCUGGUUUGCAAAGCGUAGGGUUGAUUCAGAGUGAUGGAAGUCCCUCUGGAGUAAAAUAUUUUAUGAUGUGGAAUCCACCAUUGCAAUCGGAAGUCAAGGCCGUUAAAAGCACAGGGAAGUCGUUGAAUUGGGAGUCUGCUCAUAGGCGCACGAGCCCAAUUGUGGAGACUUCAUAUCUUUUUGCUGAAAUGGUCCAACAUGGUCUUAGAUGCAUUGCCUUCUGUAAGACACGGAAGCUCAGCGAACUAGUUCUUUGUUACACGCGGGAAAUUCUUCAGGAAACUGCAUCUAAUCUGCGUGAUUCUAUAUGUGUUUAUCGCGGUGGAUAUACUCCUCAGGAUAGGAGGAGGAUAGAAACUGAUUUAUUUGAGGGUAAGCUUAAAGGUGUUGCUGCUACAAAUGCGCUGGAGUUAGGGAUUGAUUUAGGGUAUAUUGAUGCGACUUUGCAUCUUGGAUUUCCGGGUAGUGUUGCAAGUUUGUGGCAGCAAGCUGGUAGAUCUGGAAGAAGAUCAAAGCCAUCCUUAGCUGUCUACGUUGCGUUUGAAGGACCGUUGGAUCAGUAUUUCAUGAAGUUCCCUGAUAAGCUCUUGACGAGAUCUGUUGAAUAUUGCCAAGUUGACAGUCACAAUGAGAAGGUGUUGGAACAACACAUAGCUUGUGCCGCUCUUGAGCUUCCAGUUUCCUCUCAGUAUGAUGAGAAAUAUUUUGGUCCUUCUCUGGAGCGGACAAUAAUUUCCCUCAAGAACAAAGGUCACCUGAUCACUGAUACUAAAGUUUCUGCCACCAAAAUUUGGAGUUAUGUUGGUCCUGAGGAUAGGCCUUCAGCUGCAGUUAGUAUUCGUGCUAUAGAAGCAAAUAGAUACAAAGUGAUCGUUAAGUCGACCAACGAAGUCUUGGAAGAAAUUGAGGAAAGCAAGGCCUUUUUCCAGAUAUAUGAAGGAGCUGUUUACAUGCAUCAAGGUGGCACUUACCUAAUCAAAUCCUUGGAGUUGUCAGAAAAGAUUGCUUUUUGCCAGAAAGCCGACUUAAAAUACUUUACCAAAACACGAGAUUAUACGGAUAUUCAUGUGGUUGGAGGUGACCUUGCAUAUCCUCCCGCCAUGACUACUGAAUUUGCAUCUAGAAGAACAAAUGCACAUGUAAAUGCUUGCAUGGUCACGACAAAUUGGUUUGGUUUUUAUAAAAUUUGGAGAGUGAGUAAUCAAAUAUUUGAUAAAGUUGAUCUUUCUCUUCCUUCAUACUCAUACAAUAGUCAGGCUGCGUGGAUUCAAGUUCCUCGAUCAAUAAAAGUUGCAGUGCAGAAAAACAAUCUGGUAUUUCGAGCUGGUCUGCAUGCUGCUUGCCAUGCUCUUCUCAAUGUUGUUCCUCUUUAUAUGAUGUGCAAUACUUCUGACUUGGGAACAGAGUGUGCAAAUCCUCAUGAAACCCGUGAUAUUCCUGAAAGAUUAUUGCUGUAUGACCAACAUUCUGGUGGUAUUGGUCUUUCUUUACAGAUCCAACGGCUCUUCCGGGAGCUCCUAAUAGCAGCUUCUGAGCUUGUCUCAACAUGCAGUUGCUCUCACAGUGCUGGCUGUCCAAACUGUGUGCAGGUGCUUACAUGCAGUGAAUACAAUGAAGUUCUUGACAAAAAGGCUGCCAUUAUUAUUCUUGAUGGUGUAAUUGAAGCUGAAAAUACUUGAUUUUGUGGCAGGGCAGGCUUCUAAUUUUGUUAUUUGCAUAGCAUUUAAGUGCAUGUUUAUGUGAUGUUUCAUUGAAAUGUAAUUAUGACGAAGGAAAUUUUCAUUUAUUUUAUAUUUAAAAAGUAAGAUCAAAGCAAUUUUUUUAUUGUCACUGCGGUUUUCUUUGGCCCAGUUGAUCAAUCACUUUGGCCAAGUUGGCUAUCUUAGCUCAACUGAGCUUGUUGGUCACAUUACCCCGAGUCGACCACAUCGG